AUGUCCUCACCGUCACCCGCGCUGGCUACUUCCCCCGAACAAAACGGCUUCUCAGACGAUGCGACCGCCCGCGCACGCUUGCUGGAGGUUUCCACGGCCAUCCUGCGUCAAGCGGUCAACCUCGUGCAAGAUAGCCUCACUACUGACCAGCAGCUCACCGCGCAAUCAAACUAUAUACCCGGGUCUACGAUAGGCAAACAUCUCAGACAUGCUCGAGAUCAUUUCGCGCUUCUCGCAGAGGCGAUAUCCACGCCGGCGCCCCAUGUAUUGAAUUACGACAAGCGAGCGCGCAAUACCCCCAUGGAAAGCCAGCGCAAGGCAGCCGCAGAUGCAUUGAAUGAGGCUAUCGCGCAACUACACGAAGUUGUGCCAACGGCAAAUCUGGCCGAGCCCAUCACAUUGCACGCCGUCACGCCGUAUCCUCAGGUUAUGGAGACCACAUUUGCGCGAGAGCUGUGGUUUGCAGGUCUGCAUGCAAUUCAUCAUUGGUCAAUGGUACGAGUCAUUGCUGGCGAGCUUGGCAUCAAGCUAGAGGAUACGUUUGGCUUUGCGCCUUCCACGAUUGUCCAUAUGGAAUCAAAGGCGGCCUUUGGAAAACCCAAGAUAUAG
This is a messenger RNA of Trametes versicolor FP-101664 SS1, 609 nucleotides long. RefSeq lists its product as uncharacterized. The coding region runs from base 1 to 609 and encodes 202 amino acids. The transcript is spliced from 5 exons. NCBI's taxonomy places the organism in Eukaryota, Fungi, Basidiomycota, Agaricomycetes, Polyporales, Polyporaceae. The record is from RefSeq and is a predicted model, not a curated record.